ACGGAAUCACGUGACCGUCGGUACUUAACCACAGGCAACUCGAAUCCAAGAGUCAGUUAACCGGCGAGUUUGUAAGAAGCAACAAGUUUGGAAGUUUUAAUUUUGAAAUAUUUUUGUUGAUUUUUUCAAAGACUAUUUUUGUGCUUUUAUAUGCUGUUCGGUUUGAGUGUUAUUUUUUGAGUUAUUUUUUGCCAUUAGUUGAAGAAAAACUAUACACCAUGAGGUUGGAGAAUGAUGAUCACAGAUUGGCCAAUGACGCCACAAGGGAGGAACAAGAUGUACAAGGAGCUGGCGGAGGUGGUCACCUUAUAAACAACGCGUACAGUAAUCCAGCAUUUUCCACUAGCAUAGAUAUAGAAAAAAAUACCCAAUUUAAGGGAAGCAACGACUUUAUAUUGGUGGACGAUCAUCGAACAAAUUCAGUGAAGGAAGUGCUCAAAAACGCUGUACCGUGGUUGACCAAAAAAUGCCAAACAGCUUGUAGCAAAAAAAUGCUGAACAGACGCUUCCCUAUCUGUUCGUGGCUUCCAAAGUACAACAGGGACGAUGCUAUUGGCGAUCUAGUCGCUGGCGUUACAGUCGGCUUAACUGUCAUCCCGCAAGCCCUAGCCUACUCCAACAUAGCAGGAUUGCCCGCGCAGUACGGGUUGUACUCUUCUUUCCUCGGGUGUUUUGUCUACAUAUUCCUGGGGAGUUGUAAGGAUGUUCCUAUGGGUCCCACAGCGAUAGCUUCGCUGCUGACCUAUCAAACCAUCAAUAAGUAUGGAGUUCAGCAUGCGAUUUUACUGUGUUUUCUCACUGGGUCGGUGCAGCUCUUAAUGGGGAUAUUUGGUUUAGGAUUUCUGAUAGACUUCGUGUCAGGACCAGUGUCCUCAGGCUUCACAUCAGCCGUGGCUCUAAUCAUAGUCACUUCGCAAGUAAAGGACGUGUUGGGCAUCAAAGCAAGCGGUAGCACUUUUGUGAACACCUGGCAGAGCAUAAGUCAGGACAUCCACAAUACAAAUGCUUGGGAUACCGUUUUUGGCAUUUCCUGUAUAGCGGUACUACUGAUAAUGAGGAUAUUGGCUACAAUAAGAAUAGGCCCUACCGAAAACGAUGAGAACAAACAACCAAACAGGUUCCAAAAAUUAGUCAACAGCACGUUCUGGCUCAUUGGAACGUCCAGGAAUGCGAUUCUAGUCAUUGUAGGAGGUUUCAUAGGCUACACUUUCUGUCUAAACGGCGAGCCUCCUUUCAAAGUUAUUGGUGCUCUCCCUCAAGGCUUACCGACACCAAUGGUGCCACCUUUUGGGUACGAAAACGUUUCCAAUGGUACCACUGCAAUUGUUAGUUUUACGGAGAUGGUAACGGAUUUGGGUUCAGGGAUACUGGUGGUGCCUUUGAUUGGAUUGUUGGAGAAUAUUGCAAUCUGUAAAGCCUUUUCAAACGGAAAGCCUGUGGACGCAACUCAGGAACUUUUGGCCAUUGGUCUAUCGAACAUAGCAAACUCUUUCGUCCAAUCUUUCCCAGGCUCAGGUUCCUUAUCGAGGAGUGCUGUACUAAAUUCCAGUGGCGUGCGAACGCCUCUAAGCGGCUUGUACACGAGUAUUUUGGUGAUAUUGGCUCUCCUUUUCUUCACACCAUAUUUCUAUUAUAUUCCAAAGGCAACUUUAGCUGCCAUUAUAAUCGCAGCAGUUGUGUUCAUGGUGGAAGUUAAGGUUGUGAAGCCGAUGUGGAGGUCAAAAAAAAGUGAUUUGAUUCUUGGUUUGGCCACGUUUAUAGCCUGCCUGGUUUUGCCUUUAGAAGUUGGCAUCAUCGUUGGAGUUGGUAUCAACUUGUUGUUCAUUCUGUACCAUGCUGCAAGGCCAAAGAUUUCAGUUGAAAAAUUGACGACACACAGCGGCAUAGACUACAUGAUGCUGACCCCCGACAGAUGCCUGAUCUUUCCCUCGGUGGACUACGUCAGAAACCUCGUUACAAAACACUCGAUCCGCCAGGGGAUUCCCGUGGUGAUCGACUGCUCGCACAUCUACGGCGCAGACUACACUGCCGCCACCGUGGUGGAAACCCUAACCCAAGACUUCGCCGCCAGAGACCAGCCUCUGUUCUUCUACAACCUGAAGCCGGCGGUCAGCGCCGUUUUCGAGGGACUGAGUCCCAAGGAGUUCGUGGUUUACUACAACGAGGAUACCAUCGAUGAGCUGCUCAAAAGUACGCCCUACAUCAAGAAACAGCAGUUGAACUUAUAACGAACAUUCCUUGAAGUUGCGUUGUUAAUGAUCGUGCGAAGGAUUUCUUAGACUAGGACCUGAAAAGCUCAAGGUUUUAACCGUUUUAGCAGUAAUUUUACAUGUACAUAGUAUUGUUAUAUUUAUAUUGACUCAUUCUUAUUUAUUCCUAUACGAACGCAUUUUUGUAGAUCAUUCUUAGGGAGUACUUAGACUUAACUACUCUGUGAUAUUAAAUUUUUAUGUGUAGUAGUAGAGUGUUUUUUAUUUCUAC
Messenger RNA from Brassicogethes aeneus, 2481 nucleotides. NCBI's taxonomy places the organism in Eukaryota, Metazoa, Arthropoda, Insecta, Coleoptera, Nitidulidae. The record is from the annotation of a GenBank genome assembly.